AUGCCUACUGAGUCAGUUCCCAAACCUCGAUUCGUAUUAUGUCCUAAAUGCUGGCAGCUGCUUCAAGAGGCUCCGAAUUUGGAUGUGUACAAGUGCGGUGGAUGUGGCACGACUCUUCAAGCUAAGAGAAAAAGUAAAGCUUCAAACUCAGAAUCCAGCCCAAAUGAGAUUGAUGCAGCUCCUCGAAAUGCAUCGGAUCUUAGUCCUCACGAGAAUGUUUUGAGGGAAAAAUCAACCAGUUUUUCCUCUGCAGAUAGUUCUUCAGAGGGAAAUGAAGGAAGGGGUCGAUUCGAAAAUAAUGAGGGCAAUGGAGAGCAGCCGGUUUCUACUCAAGAGAAUGGUUUAAGGGAAACAGCUUAUUUUUCUUCCUCGGAAAAACGUUCUUCGGAGGGAAAUACUGAAAGGGGUCAAAUUGAAAAUGGUGAAUACAAUGAAGAGCAACCACUUAUCUCUCAGGAGAAUGGUUUGAGGGAAAAAGAAACUAACCCUUCCUCAGGAGAAUGUUCAUCGGAUGGAAAUAGUAAAAGGAGUCAAAUUGAAAUCGGUGAAUGCGACGAAGAAGAGAUUGGACCGUUGAAGUUACCAGGUGAAGAACCGAAAAACGCGAUGGAUAUCAAUAAGUUAUCAGAUAUCAGAAGGCAUACGGCAUCCAACAACGGUUGUUCAAAUGAGGUUCCACAAUGUGAUAUUGAGGCCUCAGCCGAAUCGAUGGAAGACAAUUCAGUAGAAAAGGAAAAUGAGACUAACUUGAAACUAGAAGAAGAAGAGCAAAGUAAUGGAAACUUGCCGUUAGAAGAAGCAGGAAAUCAAUUCAUUAGUGUGUUGGAUAGAGAAGAUGCAAGUGAUGAGAUAUCAGAUCUAGUAGGCGCGAAGUCUGAAGCAGACAUCGGUGAAAGUGAUUUAGAAGUGGCAGGAGAGUUAAAUAACGGAAACUUGUCACAAAGAGAAGACCAGGGGUUAAUUUUUGGGUCGAAUGAACAAUGUAUCAAUAAUGAGAAAUUGGCUCUAGUAGGUGAAAGCCUAGCAACAGAUGUUGAUGGGAUCGAUAAGUCGGAAGAAUUAAAUAGUGAAAACUUGUUAUUACAAAGAACAGAAGAGAACACUGGUGGAAAUGCAACUACUGCUGAAAGGUUGAGUACUGAGUACAUUGAGUCUGAAAAAAUAAGCAUUUUAUGCAUUUCUCCUCGUGAACGUAAAGUAGAUACAUUUGACUACACAGAAGUCAACAAUCUUGGUUUGAAGAUUAGCGGUUCACUGGGAGAAUUGACUAAGUCUCCAACCACAAGAAGUUCUCGUGCUUAUGAUGGCAGUGUCUCUUCUAAUGAUGGGACGGACGAGCGGUCCCUCGGUCAAAAUUUAUAUUCUUUUGAUGGAGGCUCCAGAAAGGGAAAAGGCAUUGUUAAUAGCAUGGUGUACAAAGACGUUCAAACACAAUAUCAAAAUGAGGUAUUGGAGACGACAAGACAUGAUCAUGCACAUCGGAUGAGAACAAAAAGAGACGAGUUUCCGUUCAAAAUGCCUCUCCAUGGAAGUUUUUCCCAAUCAGGCUACGAAAGUGGCAGUCCGUCGAAUCAAAUAUACGAGGAACUCUACCUCAGUUCAAGCUAUGUUUCACCUGACUCUGUUGAGGACCCUGAUCAGGAGAAGAUGAAACUGUUGAGAAUGGUUUAUAAAUUGCAGGAUCAGCUCAACAGAACCAGACAUGCAGACAUGGAAAGAAAUGAAAGACCAUCCGUGGUAAAUCGUAUUUCUUCAUACCAAAGCCACGAUUUUCAUGAAGAAAGAUUUUAUCAUGGUUUGGAUUACCGUAGUGAGGAUGCAAAUUCAAGCUACAAUCAUGGCUUCAACGAACACCAAAGGCGGCAUGAUUUUCCAGGGAUACCAGGCAAUGCACGCUAUGUUGAUCAUCCAAGUUUCAAUUGCUAUCCUCAAGAACAGCAACGCUUGGGAAAUUUUCCUCCGUGUUUUCCUUAUCAGCGUGAAGAUCUUUAUAGGCCCCAUCCAGCGCAUAGCCGUGUCUUGUCUCAGCAUUCUUAUCCCUCAAGUCCACAACGGUUAAUGACCAAACAUAUACACGGCCGUGAAACAAAAUCUUGUGAUCAGAGAUACAGGGCCCCCGAGAUGAACUAUACAAGGGAAAAACCAAAUGUUACUAAGCGGCAUUACCGGCCAGUAGCAGGUGGAGCGCCAUUUCUGACUUGUCUUAAAUGCUUAAAUCUUCUGCAACUUCCUGCAGAUUUUCUUCUUUUCGAAAGAGUAUGUCAUAAGCUCAAAUGUGGCGCAUGUCAAGAGGUGCUUAAAUUUUCUCUACAGAAUAGGACUCAUAUAGUUUCUUAUGCUCGAAACACUGUUGGACCGCCAUCAAGUGAACUCGAUGUACAGAACAAGCUGAUAAAUGGCUUCAAUCCUCAUGCUGCAGACCCUGUAUCAUAUUCCGAUGAUUAUGGCCGUUCUGUAAGUAAAAGCUACUCCACAGAAGGAGAUCCUGUUUCUGUUGCACCGUUUAAUCACUCGCAUGAUGUUACACGCAUUAAUCCAAGAGUCUCUCCCACUACCAAUGAAGCUAUAACAGCGAAGGAGAAAAUCACUUCUAGAGGACCUAGCACAAGUAAGACUCCAUCUUAUAAAUCAUCAGAAAUAGAGGAACAACAGUCACAGCCAAAACCUUCAGCACUUCAUCAACUGAUGGGUUAUUCCUCUCCAAGUCUAGUGAUAAGAGGUGCUUCAUCCUCUGUUGAAGGAAAAAAUGCUAUGCUCAAUGGAGAAUAUUAA
Molecule: messenger RNA, 2772 nt
Organism: Vicia faba (fava bean)
Lineage: Eukaryota; Viridiplantae; Streptophyta; Magnoliopsida; Fabales; Fabaceae
Source: the annotation of a GenBank genome assembly